Messenger RNA from Brassicogethes aeneus, 1044 nucleotides. The record is from the annotation of a GenBank genome assembly. Lineage: Eukaryota; Metazoa; Arthropoda; Insecta; Coleoptera; Nitidulidae.
AUGACGUGGUGCGUCGCUAGUUUGUUUUUUGUGAUAUUUAUUAGUUAUUCAAAUGCUCAAGUACCUCCAAGACUUUCAAUACCAGGAGCUGUAUUAGUGAGUAACAUUCCACAGCAAAGACCUCAACCCAACCAACAGUUUAGACAAGCUAGAAUUUUAGAUUCUGCACCACCUCUACCACCAAUUACCAGGUUACGUCGUCCUCAACAAAUUCCAAACGCUGUACCACUACCCAUAAGGGAGAUCAGACCUGUGGUGGAAGAACCAGAAGAUAAUCAAACACCAGUUGGAAAUUUUGAUGACGAAGUAAACAAAUUAGGUCUUUCCGUUCUUCAAUCUGCUCUUCGCGACGCUGUUUCCGAAGAAGAAGUGGAACAAGAACAACCAGCGCCAUUGCCUUUCAGGCCCCAGAGACCGAUUCCGAUCCUGAGGGAAAAUAUUCGGGAGCAUCCCAGACCCAUUGCCCGACCCGCUCCGGUACAGAAACCGAUUCAAAGACCGGAACCGAUACAACCCGCCCAAAGGGGCCCGAUUUUCAGAGGCGACGUUCCUCAAAGAGCCCAGAAGCAACAGGAAUACAGGGAAGAGCAGCCCGUUCAACAGCCAAUCAGACAAGUCGUCAGACAGCCAGUCAGGCAACAGCAACCUCAACAACAGCCUGUCCAAACGCGUAGACCUGCAUCUCGUCCAACCUAUGAUAGCGAAGCUGAAGCUGACAGAAGGAAAAAGCCAGUGGUGCAAAUUUUAAGCAAAUUUAGAACCGACAAUCCCGAUGGCAGUAUUUCCUGGGGAUUUGAAAACGAGGAUGGUACCUUUAAAGAAGAAACCUUGGGAAUAGAUUGCAUCACAAGAGGUAAAUAUGGAUACAUUGACCCAGACGGUGUUAAACGCGAGUACAAUUACGAGACCGGUCUGAAAUGCGACCAACCGGAACAAGAAGAAGAAGAAGAGUUGGCACCACAAAGAAAAACGGUUCAAGCCCCUCAAUCCAGAAAAAACUUGCCGCCACAAUUUAGGCCGCAACCGGGGUUACAGCUAAUUUAA